UAAAAAAAAAAACAAUGGAGAGCAAGAAUAAAAUCAAACUUAAUUUCCACAAGAACAACUUUAUUUAUUAUCAUUUUUACUUUGUUCUCUAUUUGCAAUUGGAAUAUCUUCGCAAAGUUUUCGGUUACCUGUUCAAAUCGUCGGUGAAUCGAUAUCUGGCAGUGCUGAGCCUACUCGAAUAAACAAUACCUUAGUAUUAUUGCCAUAUUUUGCACUUGAUUAGAUGAACAUUUAAUUUUUCUGCUCUACAUGCUCCCUCUUCUGAGGACACUUGCAGUCUGUAUUAUAGAUCACUUUUAUUGCCAACUAACAGGAUAAUGAUUUCAUUACCACGUUAGGAGCGUACAUCUUCGACCCAUUUGGUUGUCAAAUAGAAUGAUCUUGUAUUGGUAACAUCGUAUACUAUCACUGCCACUUUCUAAUCCCUAAUAUAAUAUAGUAUUAUGGGACGUAAACGUUCUUGUCCAGCCUUAUCUUGUCCAGAUGUAUUGUACGAUCUUCUAAGUACAGGACUGAUAAGUGAUAAGUGACCUUGCACUUUGUAUCGAAACUGUCAUACAUGAACUGAACUAGAACUAAACUAGAACUGAAUUCUUGAUAAGAAAUAACAGAAAUACAUUUUGCUGGUGUACUCUAUUAUUGUGAACGUAGCUUUACUCAUUAUUAAAUAGAAAUUCUUCUUCUAAAUUUACUUUGCAUUUCUUAUUUUCUAUUUUAACCAUAAAUGGUGUAGAACUAAAAUAAAAACCCUACAAAAUAUAAACAAAGCACUGCAUUACCGACACUUCAUUAACUGGGCGUAAAGUGGCAACAUAUUAUAGUACAAAUAACGAUCUGGCAAGACUCUUAACUCUAAUCAUGUGUUGUAACCAAACAAAACAAAUAAAUAUUGUGGGUUUAAACGAAGAUUAAUCUCAUUUUCCUAAUUUUUCAUUAUUUUAUUAAAAGUUUAAAAAAAAACUUAACCUUUCGGUUAUUUUAUAAAAAUUUGAAAUUUACGCGCUCAAUAUGAUGUCGCAGAAUACAAAUUUGUUUGCUAAUGUUAAUGCAGAAAGAACAAAACGUAGCAGUAAUUUUUCCACCAAAGAAGUCAAGUAUCUAAUACAACUAGUGGACAAUAAAAAAGAAGUCAUUGAAUCAAAGAAAACUGACCGUACAACGUCGGAGGAAAAGGUUAAAGCAUGGUUGGAAAUUGAGGAAGAAUUUAAUGCAGUUUUUGAAGACUAUAGAUCGUUUAAGGUGUUAAAAACAAAAUAUGAAAAUCUUAAGAAAAACGUCAAACGUAAAUUGCCAACAAAUGUAUCGAAUUUGAGCGUAUUGAAAAUAAUACAAUCCGGUGAGCAUGCAGUAACAAAUGAGCCAUUAUCGGAUUUUGAGUAUGAUUUAUCAGAAGAUGACAACACUUUACACACUAGUAAUGCAUCCGAUGUUGAUAUGAAACCCCAACCGCCGCUUAAUGAACAAGAAUUAGAUGCAGCUGCUGAAGAGUAUGUAUUUGAAACACUGCUUUUUGGUGAAGCUCAAACUUCUACUUCUUCACCGUUGGCACAAAAACCUGUACCGAAGCCACCGUCACUUUCAGAACAACCAAAAUCUCAAUCGCUAACAAAAGUUGAAAAGAAAAAACCUGCCAUUGAUGUCUGGGAACAGGUUGCUCAUAAAAAAUUGAAAAAACUUGACUUAGAGAUGCAUGUUAUCGAAGAGGAAUGGAAAUUAAGAAAAAGAAAAUUAGAAUUAGAAGUUGAAAACGCACGAAUAGAAAAUCAAUUUAAAGAGGAAAAACUUAAACUAGAAUUGGAAUUACUUAAGCAAAAAUUGCAAAAUAAUAAUAAUAAUAGCUCUUAGGUAUAGCAGAUGUGAACGCUAUAUGUUAGCGUUAAUUAAAAAAGAUAAACCCAAAGUAUUUACAAUUACUAAGUAUGUUGUUGGUAUUAAAAUAAUUUAUAAUUUUCCUAAGAAAUCAAUAAUUUUGGACAAGUUAUUUAAUUAAAAAAAUCUUGUUAAAUAGUUAUUAAAACAGAAGACAUUAUUUAAUAAAUACAAUUAAACAAACAUACAUAUUCCUAGUAUUUCGCUAUCUG
Lucilia sericata (common green bottle fly) is the source of this 2081-nucleotide messenger RNA. RefSeq names its product myb/SANT-like DNA-binding domain-containing protein 4. Lineage: Eukaryota; Metazoa; Arthropoda; Insecta; Diptera; Calliphoridae. Bases 1009 to 1845 code for a protein of 278 amino acids. The record is from RefSeq and is a predicted model, not a curated record. The transcript has 4 exons.